AUGGGCCUUGUCCACACGACCCCCUCGCCCUCAAUAUCAGUCCCAUUGUAUGCCACUAUCACCCAGAAGAUAAGUACUAAAUGUCAAAGAAACCUGGAGCUAGAUUAUGAUGAGGAAGAUGAUAGGCCUAAUGAUCGUAUGGAAGACCUAUGUGACGACGAUGAUAUAGACGAUUUGGAUGCUCUAACUUUCGUCAACGCAACAGCCGUAUCAAGAACAGAAGCCGAUGGAAAUGAUGUCACCUAUAACUGUAGAGAAUUCGGUGUCGGUAAUGAACUUUGGAUGCUCGCCCAAUACCUCGUGCACUGGGAUGGCUACCAGGCUAAUCUGCAGGCUGCCUUCGAGAGACAGUUCCUUUCAGAGAGCUUUGUAGAUGUGACACUGGCAGUAGAGUCUGGACUAAUAAAAUGUCACAAGGUGGUUCUGUGUGCAGCCAGCAGCUACUUCCAGCAACUCCUCUCCCAGCACAGCUGCCCUCACCCCAUCAUCUUCAUGCGAGACAUGCAGUACUGGGAGGUUAUUGCACUGGUAGACUUCAUGUACAGAGGAGAGGUGAGUGUAGAGGAGGACAAAUUGGAAGCACUGAUGCGAGCAGCUCAAACGUUGCAAGUCCACGGGUUGUCGAGUUGUCUAAAAGCUUGCUUGGAGAAGAGCAACAUCACCCAGCCAGAACUGAAUGACAAUGAGGCAGAAGCAGAAGCGGAAGAUUCUCAAGAGAAGUUGCAGAUACCGUCCCUAGAGCCUCAGGUUCAACUGUCUACAGUGAUAAGCAAACUGUGUGAACUGAACAGUGAGUUGGAAUUGAGACCCAUCACUCCCGCUGAGUCUACUUAUAGGGACAGAGACAGGAGAGGGAGUAACUUUCCCUCUCUGCCUUUGCCCUUGGAUAGAGAGGAAGUCCCUACAUCACAAAAGAAUGUGGUGAAGGAAGAAAUAGAAUUUAUCGAAGACAGAUCACAACUAUCUCCAGCUCAUCUAGAGCCACUAAUUCAAAUCCAGAGCGUUUUCUCUGAACAGUCCCAGCCAGAGGAGAAAACAGAGAAUUCAGACGACUGUAUUGAAGUUGAGGAUGAAACACACCCUACUACACCAACUGCAUCAGUGUCACAGGCUGAACCAAACUUUAGACAAUUCCUGCUUGUCAGUCCCAUGUCAUCAGCAGGAGGUGGUGGACUCCCCGAGCUGACACCGAUGGCAGACUUCAAGCCCAAGUUCUACCAGGAUAUGCCUUUAUACAAGAAGUAUUCCCCACGUGUGUUGGAACAAGCUCUGCGAGAUCUGCAGACAGGAAGGUUCCGGUCUAUUCGUGCGUGCGCCAGACACCAUGGUAUUCCCAUGACCACUCUCCGUUACCGUGCCAAGGUACACCUCAAGAAACCCCAUUGGAUGGCCAAUGACUGAAGUACAUGAAGAGAUUUUGAUAAUAAAGUUUAAAAUAUAUUGUUAUUCGAUAAAAUAUAUUACAGUGUGGACAAUAUGCUGAAUACUUAGUUCAGACAAAUCCUUUAAUAGUUAACAAAAUUUAUGACAUUGAUUUAUAUGUGUUUUCAAGACGCAAUGCACCAGCUAUAUCAACUCUAGUCAUACAUUUCUGCGUACAGAAGUGUAUUGUUUUGUGUAUUAACACACCAAUUCACUCUUUGCUUGUUCAGCAUCUAAAUAACUGACACUGUUACAGACUUAACUCCAGAAAUCUAGAGUUAGCAUCUGUUUGAAGAGAUCCAAUAAGAUCGAAACGGUGGUGCACAAGAACUUCCUCAUUGCCUAGAUAUUUCAAUAGCUCUGAACACAUUACAAUCGAGGUAUACGGAUUAGGGGGGAAAACCAAACUAUACACCCAGUGUGUUGGCAAACCAAGUCAUUUAGAAACCGUACCAGCGACUGCCUUGUGCUAUAAGACGCUAUUGGUACACUACACUAGAGUUGUUGUAAUAUAAACGGUAUGGUUUCUGAAUGACGGUUCGCCAACACACUGAGUGUGUGGUUGUGUUUAUCUUCCUUAUCUAUAAAACUUAGGUAUAAUACAAUGUGUUCAGAAGCAUUGGAAUAUCUAGACAAUAAGAAAGUACUUGAAUUGGAGUAUUAGUACACAAAAUCCUUGUUAACCUUUCCCAUUAAUGCUUGGCACAAGCCUAGGGAAGAAGUAUAUUAAUAGAAAUAUUUCUCUAAAAUUAAGAUGUACCUAUUUAUAUAUUUGAAUGUCAACUUGAAAGCUAUUUUCUCUAUCAUAACUUUCAUCUUUUUUGUUGUACAAAAGAAAAGUUUUAAUCAAAUUUGCAAUACAAGGUGAUUAGUACCUCCCCUUUUUUGAUAGGUGACAUAAAAGUACUUGCAACCUUUAGAGUAACAUUCUUGUUACCUUUACUCAUAUGUCCAAUUAUAUAUUUUGUUAGUGGCUCCAUUUAUCAUGAUAGCAUUAAAAAAAUUAUAAAGAGCUUAAAUUUUCUUUUAAUAUGAAUCUUUGGUAUAACAAUCUUUUCAAAGUAAACAAAAAAGGAGCAAUUGCAAUUCUAUAAUUAAAUGUGUAUUGGGGUGCUGCUUCUUCAAGUGAAUCUCCCCCUCUCCUAUUUCCCACUCCAUGUGCUCAUAACUUAUUUCAUAUUUCUAUCUUUGGUUGUUCAAAAAUCACAAGUGGAGGAAGAAAUUUUAUAAUUACCUUGUAGGCUAUAUUAUUUACUUUGUAAAACGAUUGUUAUUAAGUUUUCAAUUGUUUGGUAUUAUAUUGCAAGUGCAUGUUCAUUAGAAUAAUCAGUAGCUAAAUUGGAAUUAAAUUAACUAAACUUAUAACAGAAAGGGAAGAAAAUUUAUUAUAACUAGAAAUAAGUAAAAUUUGAAUAUAAAAAUAAAAACGUCCAUAGUAAAACGUUUUCAAAGCACAAAGCCAAAAAAAUAUUCUUAUUGUAACAGCUAUAUUAACUGAUUUAAAGAUACAAGUACACAAAAUAGAAUAAUUAAUUUUUUUGGUUCAGUGUGGAUUUAUUUUUUAGCCAAGAAUAAAUUGUGUCUUGUUAUUAUUUUGAAUGUUUGUACAUAAAGUGGUUUGCUAGUAAAUUUUUAAAAAUAAAUUACUUGUGUUUAUCAUCAAGUUUUAAGUAGUGACAAUUUGUAUCAGGAAUGUUUGGAAUGUUAUAACAACAGAAUAGUAUAACAGUCUAGUAUCCAAGGGCCAAUUUGCAUUAUAUGCACACAACCUGGAUUUCUUGAAAUUGAUAUUGGA
Molecule: messenger RNA, 3217 nt
Organism: Homalodisca vitripennis (glassy-winged sharpshooter)
Lineage: Eukaryota; Metazoa; Arthropoda; Insecta; Hemiptera; Cicadellidae
Exons: 10
Coding region: 1-1401 (466 amino acids)
Biological process (GO): regulation of transcription by RNA polymerase II
Cellular component (GO): nucleus
Molecular function (GO): protein binding
Source: RefSeq, a predicted model, not a curated record